UGAGAGAGAAAGUACGUAUGUGGCCUGUCCUUUAUCACGAGGAGAUGAGAGAGAAAGUACGUAUGUGGCCUGUCCUUUAUCACGAGGAGAUGAGAGAGAAAGUACGUAUGUGGCCUGUCCUUUAUCACGAGGAGAUGAGAGAGAAAGUACGUAUGUGGCCCGUCCUUUAUCACGAGGAGAUGAGAGAGAAAAUGCUCAGAAAACAGUUACUUGCUGAUGAGGUUUUCGCUCAUGACGACACUCCAGGCAUCUGCUUCAGGGAGGGCGAUUUGAAGCAGGGCAAUGCUAUGCCUUUUGUAGACUUCAGAGGGCUGUUCCCAAGUCAGCAUUUUGUGCCGAGGUCAGUCGCCAGCAAGAUGCCCUUCACCUCCGCGGACGACGUAAAAAGGAUGUUCCACGUAUCAUCCGCGACGAGCAAGGGCAUGGAAAAGACCGUGAAGCUCUGCAAUAGGGCGGUGACUUCCCCUGAUGAGCAGAAGAAGUGCAUCUCGUCGGCAGAGGAUAUGAUCGACUACGUCAUUCAGACUCUCGGGUCUGAUAACAUCGAGGCGAGGAGCACGGAGAGUACUAGAGGGUGUGGGAGCGACAUCUUGAUCGGCGAUCUCAAGGUGUUGAACGGAGGUAAGUUUUCCGAUGUGGUGACUUGCCACCAGAUGCAGUUCCCUUACUUGGUUCACUACUGUCAUAGCAUUGCGAAAACUAGAGUUUAUGAGGUGGAGAUAUUGGAUGCGGUGACAAAGGAGAGGGUUAACCACGCUAUAGCUACCUGCCAUAUGAUCUCCAUGGGGAACCCCGAGCCUGGCAACAUUGUAGUCUGCCACUUCAUCUCGCCAUGGGACAUGGUGUGGACCGCCGCUGCUGAGGCUUGAUGUGUGGUGUGCUUGUGUUCUUGCAUGCAUGCGUGCAUCCAUGUGGGUGUGGUCAUGCAUGCAUGCAUGCGUAUAUGCGCUAUAUUGAGCUCUAUGUGAUGUGUGUGUCGUCCUGAGAGAGUGACUGCGUGUGGACGAGUCUAGUGGUAUGUAUCAUGUGUGGUCAUGCGUGCAUACAUGUAUGCAUGCAUGCAAUGUUGUAACCCGUUUCUGGUGUCUCUAUCUUGUUGUUGAAAUAAUAUGCACAUCAUGAAUUUGCUGCCA
Messenger RNA from Asparagus officinalis (garden asparagus), 1133 nucleotides. Its product is annotated as polygalacturonase non-catalytic subunit AroGP2-like. The coding region runs from base 18 to 869 and encodes 283 amino acids. The record is from RefSeq and is a predicted model, not a curated record. Lineage: Eukaryota; Viridiplantae; Streptophyta; Magnoliopsida; Asparagales; Asparagaceae. The transcript has 2 exons.